This is a messenger RNA of Closterium sp. Naga37s-1, 624 nucleotides long. The record is from the annotation of a GenBank genome assembly. Lineage: Eukaryota; Viridiplantae; Streptophyta; Zygnematophyceae; Desmidiales; Closteriaceae.
AUGCCCUUUGAGCAACGCAGAGCAGAAGGCCCCCACCCCCGUAUUUCUCCCGCACCCGCACGCAGCACCCCCCUUUCUUUCCCCCCUCCCUCUCCCCCCUACUUUCGUUCCCCCUCACUUCCCCCCCUUCCUCCUUCCCACACCACACCCUCUUUCCCCUCUCCCCCUUCCCCCCUUUCCACCCUCCACCCCGCCCCCUCCCUCCCGACUUUUUUUUUGUAUACUUUGUCGAAGCCCAUGGCUCUAGACAGGAACGCUAUGGACGGCACCAUCCCACCCGUCCUCUCCACUACCCUCAAGGAUCUGUACAUCCUUUCCUCUCCAUGCCCGACCCAUGCUCGCCCCCAUGCUCGCCCCCAUGCUCGCCCCCAUGCCCGCCCCAUGCCCGCCCCUAUGCCUGCCCCAUGCCCGCCCCUAUGCCCGCCCCUAUGCCCGCCCCAUGCACGCCCCAUGCUCGCCCCCAUGCCCGCCCCCGUGCUCAUUCCCCCACCUUCUCUUGUCUUCCCCCCUCUGUCAUUCAUGCUGCAAUGUAUCUCUUUCUAUUCUGGCUUUCUUGUGUUCCUCUGCUGUUGCAAAGCUGUUGUCUCAACGAUUUCGCACAUGCGGCUGUCCCCUCUGCUAUGA